Magnusiomyces paraingens is the source of this 2502-nucleotide messenger RNA. RefSeq lists its product as uncharacterized. Gene Ontology annotation, biological process: signal transduction; regulation of GTPase activity. The record is from RefSeq and is a predicted model, not a curated record. The coding region runs from base 1 to 2502 and encodes 833 amino acids. The transcript has a single exon. NCBI's taxonomy places the organism in Eukaryota, Fungi, Ascomycota, Dipodascomycetes, Dipodascales, Dipodascaceae. Gene Ontology annotation, cellular component: cytoplasm.
AUGGAUCCAAUCUCUCCGACGUCGACCGUGUCGUCUCCGUCCCUCACGGCUACUUCCACUUUCCAGAGUGAGCACUUUUCUGCCACCUCUCCAAAUGCUAUGCCUCCAAUUCCAGCCUCUUCCUCCAUCACCCCUUCUGGGUUUUCAAACGAAUCUCCCGACUCUCCAGAAAACCGCCAAUCUAUUAGCGGCACUAAUAGUAACAAUAACAAUAGUAAUAACAAUACCAAUACCAAUAACAACAAUAAUAAUAUCAACAAUGCAUCGGGAUUUACUCCCUCUCCGUCUCAUGUUCAAGUAGAAUCUUCUGCUUAUCUUCUUGAAGAACCUAAUCUUCGUGAAGUCAUGCUCUCCGAUGUCGGAGUUGACUCUCUUUUGGCCCGUCUUAAACAGAGCUACCUCACAGCAACAAACAUUGCUACGUACCUCAAGAAACGCGCAGGCUAUGAGUCGGCCCGCAUCCAAGACUUAAAGCGUCUUUCCAAAUCCACCCACGAUUCCAUCCGUCGCUCCGACUACCGCCAGGGCACCUUUGUGCGCCAAUUUGGUGAAUUUCUUAACUUUGAAGACCGCCUAGUGGAUUCUUCCCAGGCCUUCCUGACAGCCAUCCAGUCCAUGUAUGAAGAACUUAACGAGCUUUCUAAGGCAAUCCACAAAUCCCGCAAAACUGUCAAAGAUACUGCUCUUCGUCACGAACGGACCCUUGUCGAAGCCGAACAAAAUGCAGAAAAAGCUAAAUCAAAAUACUAUGGCCUUUGUGAAGACAUGGAGAAGCUCAAGGACCCUACAAAAACCAAGCUCUUCAAGUCUAAAAACAACCCACAACACGAACAAGAGCUCCAAACAAAAAUCAAUGCUGCAGAACAAGAGUACCGCUCAAGAGUCGAUGCCGUCCACAAGCUCCGUAGAGAACUCAUCCAUACCCACCGCCCACAGUUCAUCAAGGACCUCAAGGACUACAUUCUCGAGUGUGACGCAGGUAUUACUGUUCAGCUCCAAAAACUUUCUACUCUUAACGAAACCCUUCUUCUUCAACAGGGUUUCAUUGUGUGUCCUCUAAAACCUGCAGGUUCAACAACUGCCCCACUCAGCCUCAAGGAAGUCGUGGCUAAAAUCGAUAACGAUUUGGACUUUUAUAACGAUAUUUUAAAGAUCCGCAACUCAAAAACCCUUAACCGCCCAGAAGUUAAUUUUGUCCAGCAUCGCUAUAUGACGGCCUUUUUAAAAUCACCAGCCCCAAUCUCAUCAAUCUCUUCAACUUCUACAAACCAACAAUCGCUUAAAAACACUGGAACAACUUCUCAGUUUAAUGCUCUUAACCCACCCUCGUCCCAAAAUAACAAUUCUGCAAUUUAUUCUAAAGAUGUGACCCCUGAAAAUAACAACAACAACAACAACAACAACAACAACUUUGGGCAAAGAAAUUCAGGAGGUCAGUCAAUGCUCUCUGCUGGAGCCGCAACAGCUGCCAUUGGUGCAACCGUUGGAGCAGCUGUAACAAAAACUGUUGCUUCUGACUCUACUACUUCACCAAAUUCCUUUUCACACACCUACCCCACCUCUUCAAGCAUGCUUUACCCAGAUAAUUCAAAGGAUUCCUCACAAUCCUAUAAUGAUCAACAAACUAUACCAAUACCAUCUCCUACAACUCUACCCAAUCACAACAACAACAACAACAACGGCUCUACUACUACAUCUGGCCAUACCCCUAUCCCAAUGCCAUCUUUCCCUUCUUCCCCAACUCAACAGGAAACUUUAUACCCAACAAGUACAUCCCCUUCACUUCCACCUGCAGGAACUUCCUUCAGCAACGGAUCUUUUACAACUGCAGAAUCCACUACCUCUCCAGGAAACUACGUCCCAACAUUUGGGUCCUCACUUGAUGAUUUAAUUGCCUACGAAAAUCCUCCAGUUUCCAGCCCAAUUCCGCGCGUGGUGCUCAAGUGUGUGGCAGCAAUUAGUUCCUUUGGAAUGGGAAUUGAGGGUAUUUAUCGGAUUGCAGGAGACCCUACUCAAAUCGAGACCUUGCGCCGCAUGUUUGACGAAGACUCAUCUGCAGUCGACCUCAACAACCCUUCCCAAUACGGCAUCAACGAUAUCCAUGCCGUCUCAGGAACUCUCAAGCUCUACUUCAAGCAGCUGCCGGACCCUCUUCUCACUAGUCUUUUCCACAAAAACCUCAUUGAUGCUGCAACUAUUGAUUCGGACAAUGCUCGCCGCGAAGCCAUCCACACUAUUGUUAACCAGCUUCCUGAUAAUAACUACUCAGUCCUUAAGUUUAUUGCUCUUCAUCUUAACAAGGUCGCCCAGCACGAGGCUCAAAACCGCAUGUCUAUUUCUACCCUUAGUAACAUGUGGGGUCCUGUUCUUAUGCACUCCGGAUCUCCCGAUAUCAAUGAUAUGGCUCUCAUGGGUCGUGCAGUUGAAACCAUUCUCUUCUUUUGUGAAGAAAUUUUUGAAUAUGAUGAUGAGUUUUUUGAAGGAAUUGGAUUUCAAAUUUAA